AUGGCCGAGCAAAUCCUUGACACGGUCCGAGAUGUGGUAGAGGGCCAGAUUGUACGACCUCCGGACUGCAAUACAAGCCGUCGCCCCCUGCGAGGCUGCCCUUCCACUCUCCUUAUGCAGUUGGCUGACAUGCGCCAGGAUUUCCAUGGCCAACGGCGUGCCGAGAACUUUGCUACGCUGCUCCUCGCCUUAUCUGGGCUUUUGGCAUUCAACAUUGGGUACUACUACCAAGACAUUCGGAUGGCUGUGUUCAUUGGGCUGGGAGGCACUUUGUUGACGUUCCUGCUCGUCACUCCGCCAUGGCCUUUUUACAACAAAAAUCCCGUCAAAUGGCUUCCCGCUGGCUCUGGAUGGCAGUAG
Drechmeria coniospora is the source of this 360-nucleotide messenger RNA. RefSeq lists its product as uncharacterized. The record is from RefSeq and is a predicted model, not a curated record. Gene Ontology annotation, biological process: protein targeting to ER. Lineage: Eukaryota; Fungi; Ascomycota; Sordariomycetes; Hypocreales; Ophiocordycipitaceae. Gene Ontology annotation, cellular component: signal peptidase complex; endoplasmic reticulum membrane. The transcript has 2 exons. The coding region runs from base 1 to 360 and encodes 119 amino acids.